AUGCUUCACAGCAGUAUAAACGAUUCUGUGUAUCAAGUACCUCUGAGAAAUUAAACAGUCAAUGCAUAGAUAUUCAAUUCUAUUGCUACAAUAGACAUAAUUCAAACAUUUUACAACGAUACUCAAGAUCCACUUGAAGUAACUGUGAAUAUUCCCAUUGAUGAGGAUUACGGUAUUGGAAAAUUAACAGUCGAAAUUGGCGAUUAAGUUAUUGAAGGAAAGAUAUUAGAGAAAUAAAAAGCAUAAGAAAAAUACGAGGAUGCUAUUGCCUAAGGCCAUACAGCUACAAUUGCUUCUGAAGACAAUGAAAAAGAUGAAAUAAUCAAAUUGACUAUUGGUAAUCUCCUUCCUGGAUAAGAAGCAAAACUUGAAAUCUAACUCUUGAAUGUUCUUAAAAUUGAAGGAGCAGCAUACUGCUUAAGAAUUCCUCUCAACUACUUCCCUAAUUAUGAAGCUAAAUUAAACGGGUACAGCUAUAAAUUUUAAGUUGAAAUCCAUUCUGACACUCCAAUAACAUAUCUUAGUCAUCCAAACAGUUCAAAGAUCGUAAAGGAAACUUCUGAUGAAAACUUACUUCAUAUUAAACUUGAAAAAACCUAAGAAAAUGUAUACUGUCUUGAUAAUGAUUUGGUAGUAUACUACAGGACUAAUGAUAUGGAAAGCACAGUGCUCUUUUCUUAAGAGUCAGAGAGUCAUCCUGAUUAAGUUGCAGUUAUGCUCUCUGUAUUACCUAGUUUUAUUGAAUAGACCACAAGUGUACCAUCUUUAGAUACUUAUGAAGAGGAAAUACCUGAUCCAUAAGAUGUUCAAUACAUUAACCCAGGUGACUGCAUAUAUAUAUUCUUGGUUGAUAGAAGUGGUUCAAUGAGAGGAGAUAAGAUGUAAACUACAAAAGAAGCACUUAAACUGUUCUUAAAAUCAUUACCUCCAAGAUCAAAUUUUGAAAUAAUAAGUUUCGGUACAUAGUAUACAGUUCUAUCAGGAUCACCUAAUGGAUUAGAAUAUAAUGACAUCACUAUAAACAACGCUAUGAAUUAGAUUGAGAGCUUCUAAGCAGAUAUGGGUGGAACAGAAAUUUAUCAACCAUUGGAAUAUGCUAUCUCAGGCAUCUAAACAAAACUCUAAAAGAGAAUAUUUAUGCUUACAGAUGGAGAAGUAAGCAAUAGGAACUAAGUGGUUGAAUUAGCAGGUAAAUGUCCAUAUGAUGUUAGAAUACAUUCAAUUGGAAUCGGAAGAGGUUGUGAUGUUAGGCUUGUAUCAGAUGUUGCAACUUAAGGUAAAGGUUCAUGCAGUUUAGUGGUUGAAAGUAAAGACCUAAAGGCAAUAGUUAUUAAGGCUUUAGCCAGAGCCAAAGAUCCAUCCUAUAGCAACUGUAAAUUUAUUCUUUCUCAGAAUCCAAUCAUCAGCGCUAAUAAUUUAAAGCAUAACCUAAUUAAUACUACAGGAUUUGAAUUGUUCAGAAAUGAAAUUUUUCUGAUACUAGCAAUCAUACCCAAAUAAGAUUUCGAAAAUCUGAGAAUAAGCGCCUCAAGCGAUAUCAAUCCAAUUUCAAACAAGGGCAUAAAUUAUGAAUGGAGUGCAGCUGACUUUAGAUAGUUAAAUAUGGGUAAUGAACUUUUCAAAAUUGCAGCAAGAAUGAGUAUCAAUGAACUAUCUAUCCCAGCUUCAAAGUAUUCAAGAGUGCCUACUAAGGAUAUUGAAAAGAUUUCAAUAGAAUAUUAGGUGCUCAGUAAGUACACUGCAUUUUUAGCGGUUAACUAGAAUGAUGAGAAGCCAAUUGGAGAACUUAAAUAGAUCAAUAUUAAACAAGAAGAUUCAAUUCCUAUUGAGAGAAAUGAAAAGAGAUGUAGACGUAGAGUCUAACCUACUUCUCCAACAAGUUAAGUCUUUUCUUUUUCAAGCUCAAACCAAGAUUAAAUUAAAAAAAAGAAAAAAUGUAAAGAGAAAAAAGCUGCUUAAAAAUAAGAAACCCCAAAGAAAAAGCAGGAUGAUAAUGAAAAUGUUCAUCAUAAUUAACAUCAUUAACUUCAGAAAAUCAAUUAAGCAAUGGCAGACACAGAAAUGGCUGAGGAGGAAGAACGUGAAGUUGAAACCAUGUAAAUUGAUGAUUAAAUUUAUCUAGAAGGAUAUAACAAUAACUAAAUGCAAGGUUUAAUUAAGUCUCCUCUUAAAGUUUCUUAAUUGCCAAUGGAAGAAUAAAAAUAUAUGCUCUCAUACUCCUACCAACAAGUAGAAAUAUGA
This is a messenger RNA of Stylonychia lemnae, 2241 nucleotides long. The record is from the annotation of a GenBank genome assembly. Lineage: Eukaryota; Ciliophora; Spirotrichea; Sporadotrichida; Oxytrichidae.